Molecule: messenger RNA, 3532 nt
Organism: Tachysurus fulvidraco (yellow catfish)
Lineage: Eukaryota; Metazoa; Chordata; Actinopteri; Siluriformes; Bagridae
Product: paired mesoderm homeobox protein 1-like
Exons: 4
Coding region: 570-1283 (237 amino acids)
Biological process (GO): regulation of DNA-templated transcription
Molecular function (GO): DNA-binding transcription factor activity, RNA polymerase II-specific; DNA binding
Source: RefSeq, a predicted model, not a curated record
UAAAACGUCAGGACCCACGACAACAUGAAUUUGCCACGUAAUUAGGGCGCUCUUCAUUCGUCUGUCCGUCAAACCCGAGGCUCAUUUAUCCUCCAGCAGUCAAGCAGACCGGACUGAGUCUGUGUGUAUACUGAGUGUGGCGCGUGGUGUGGUGUGUGUAUACCGUGUGUGGUGUGUGUGUUUGUGUGUGUGCUUGUGGGGAAAACGUGGACAUCAUCUUCAUCAUCAUUAGAGCUCGUGCUCAAACUCAGAGACGCGCCGAUGCUGAAGAACACGGAGCGCGAGCUCUUGGAGAACCCGGAGAACUGCGUUACUCGAUGUGGAGUUGUUUGUCUCGGAGAUAGAGGAACGGAUUCAUGACUGGUUUUCGGAUCUGAGAGAGAGAGAGAGAGAGAGAGAGAGAGAGAGAGAGAGAGAGAGAGAGAGAGAGAGAGAGAGAGAGAGAGAGAGAGAGAGAGCUCUGUCCUGCCUAUAUUCACAGCGCUUGGUUGAAAUCCAUGUUUGCUGCGGCGCGCUCUCGGAGGCCGUGCGCGCUACACUUCCGUUCCCUCAACGCCGCAGCUUGAGUCAUGACUUCUGGUUAUGCAGCGCAUGUAAUGGACAGAGCGAUCACUGCGGCCAAUCUGGACCAUUUACACGCCAAGAAGAACUUUUCCGUGAGCCACUUGCUGGACCUGGAGGACGUUCCGGAGAUGGCCGGAGCUCAGGCCGAGGAGAGCAGCACGGACGCAGGCACAGGACACCUGGAGUCACCGGGGCUCACCAGCGGCAGCGACACGGCGCAGCAAGACAAUGAGCAGCUGAACUCUGAGGAGAAGAAGAAGCGGAAGCAGAGGAGAAACAGGACCACGUUCAACAGCAGUCAGCUGCAGGCCCUGGAGCGGGUGUUUGAGAGGACACAUUACCCCGACGCCUUCGUCAGGGAGGAUCUGGCACGCAGGGUUAAUCUCACCGAGGCCCGCGUGCAGGUGUGGUUUCAGAACAGAAGAGCUAAGUUCCGGCGUAACGAGCGUGCGCUGUUGGCGAGUAAAAACGCCUCACUGCUCAAAUCCUACUCCGGAGACACGGCGUCGGUGGAGCAGCCAAUGGUCCCGCGGCCAGCGCCGAGGCCCAGCGAUUACAUGUCCUGGGGAAGCUCACCUCAGUACAGCGCCAUGGCCUCGUACUCGCCGUCAUGUGCCAACAACAACGCGGUGCAGGGAGUGAACAUGGCCAACAGCAUCGCCAACCUGAGACUGAAGGCCAAGGAGUACAGCAUGAACCAGGUGCCGACCGUCAACUGACGGAGGAAACCAGCUCCGAAGCGGGAGACGAGUGGCACCGAGCUGCUAUGAUACCCGACAAAGACCUUUCACACAAACACUUCUGUCUGUGUGGACUCGAAGGCUCACAAGAAAAACAUGUUUAAAGAAAACUUCUAAAGCAGUGAUUGACGUCAGCGGUGCUCUAACGUUUGGCAGAGCGAGGAAAACUCUGCUCGAUUUAACGGGAAAUGGAAAGUGUGUGUUUUCACGUUUCCCACAGCCGCACAGGCGUCGCUCCUCGAGGAGGAACUUUACUCUACACUUAUAGAGACUGAAGCAGCUCCGUGGAUGAACAUUUUGGAAUUUAGCAAUGCAAAUCUCAUGGACCUUAAGUUCUGGGAGCCUUCAGGACUUUUCCUUGAUUUCUCCUGGGACAUAAUCACGGCCACAGACUGGAUUGUUUUUGUUUUAGGGGAAAUAUACCUUUGUAAUGAAUAUACUUUUAAAGAUUUUGCUGUUGGGUUUAUGUUACUGAUGUGUAUUUUAAAGCAUGUCAAAACAUGCAUAGGUCUCCACACACACACACACACACACACACACACACACACACACACACACACGCACACACACGCACACGCACACACACACACACACACACACACACACGCAGCACCACAAGGAAAUACACACAGGAAGUACACACAUUGCACACACAUACAAUUUGUGCACAUUUAUAUUAAAAAUAAAAUAUACUAGCCAUGUUAGUCAUAGUCCCAUAGAAGGAGGUGUGGCCUGUAUGCCUGUCAGUCAUAGUCCCAUAGAAGGAGGUGUGGCCUGUAUGCCUGUCAGUCAUAGUCCCCUAGAAGGAGGUGUGGCCUGUAUGCCUGUCAGUCAUAGUCCCAUAGAAGAAGGUGUGGCCUGUAUGCCUGUCAGUCAUAGUCGAAUAGAAGGAGGUGUGGCCUGUAUGCCUGUCAGUCAUAGUCUUGGGAAAGGAGGCAUGACCUGUAUGAAUGUCAGUAGAUGUCCCAGUGAAGGAGGCGUGGCCUCAACACUUGUAAGUCAGAGAGAAGGUGUGGCCUGCAUGUACAGAAUUCAAUCUCUAGUCUUUUCUUAUGAUGGAAAGAAAGUAUAACUUGUUGCUUUCCUUCUCUCUUAAGUCUCACUUUAGAAUAUUUUUUGUGUUUCAGUUUUUUAGAAGUUUUAAUAAUUGUUUUAUGAUACAAUUUUUGUUCACUUUUUGUAUAACUUUUUUGUGUAUUAUAUUUGAUACUUGAUUUGAUUUCUGUACUCGCUGGCUGCAUUAAAAGUAGCUGUCUUUCAGUCCUUGUGAAGGAGGCGUGGCCUGUGUGCCUGUCAGUCCCUGUCCCAGUGAAGGAGGCGUGGUCUGUGUGCCUGUCAGUCCCUAUCCCAGUGAAGGAGGCGUGGCUUGUGUGCCUGUCAGUCCCUGUCCCAGUAAAGGAGGCGUGGCUUGUGUGCCUGUCAGUCCCUGUCCCAGUGAAGGGGGCGUGGCCUAUGUGUGUCUGUCAGGUAAAGGUGGCGGUGCAGUCAGAUAAAACUAAAUAAUGAAAUAAUUUUCAUGUAUCUUGCUUACAUCAGACUUCUUUUAUCUUUCAUCUCGAAACUAAAGAUUUGCAUUCCUAAUAUAAUACAAUAACUAUGCAAUUCCACCUGAAUUAAUGUGGAACAAGAUGCAGUGUGUAUGUUUGUAUGUAUGUGUGUGUGGUGUGUGUGUGUGUGUGUGUGUGUGUGUGUGUGUGUGUGUGUGUGUGUGUGUGUGGCGCGACAUUACCCUUUAGCUUUUAUAUUGAGUAUAUCUGAACCUGUAAUAUUCUUAUGCAAUAAAACAUUUGCAAGCAGCAAACUGCCAAAGCAUUAGUGUGUUAAGGAACAGAAAGCUUUCCUGCCUUUAUCGCUUCGAAGUGUUUGAGUCCUCCGAGCUGCACAGGCGACAGUAACGAGAGUUAACACACUCGACAUUCUUAGUUUCUUUCAAGUUUUAGAAUAAAAUUUGAAAAUAAAUAACAGCAUGCGCUCUCAUACUCGGACCCCUCCGAUUUUUUUUAGGGGUCCAAGCACUUGUUGCAUCUGGAAGAACUUUUUUCUAACUCUGACGUUUUUUUUCUUCUUGUAUCUUUAAAGUAACUCCAUAUGGUUUGUCAGUUCAUAUAGUUAAAAGAAGAAGGUCCAGAUGUUGCUUACAUUCUUUCUCAAUCUGGAUGAAGAAUGACCAGAAAUCUCUCUCUGACCGUCUCUUAUCUUAAAAACACAAUAAAAACUUUGCACACUGA